AUGAUUAUAUUAUUUGCUUUUAUUUUAGCAAUUCAAAAUGUAAUAGGUUUGAAUAUCCUAGUAUAUUCUCCAACUUUUGCUAAUAGUCAUAUGAUAUUUUUGGGACAAUUAGCUGAUACUUUAACAGAUGCUGGACAUAAAGUGGUGAGUGAAAAUGUUUCUAAAAAAAACUAAAUAUUACUAACAAGGGAAGUGCAUAGGGUUAGGUGUUGAACUUUUGAUGAAACGUUCAAAAUAAACCAAAUCGACCAUGCUGAUCACGAAUCCGAAGUCAAAAAUUGCCACAAAUGCCUGUGAGCACUUUUCUGGAGCUCCAAAGUUGAAAUUGAGUUUUGGUUUUCGUCCAUUUUCACCAUGUUCCUGGGUGGAAAAUCAAUUUCUAUAACAUGAAUAAGGUUGUUCUUCACAUUCGAAAACCUAUCCGCUUUUCAGUUCUUCGAAAAAUAUGAAAAACCAGCUGAAAACUGUAAUUUUCGAAAAUGCACGAAAAACUUUGAAAAACGUGUGUAUUUACGUGUGAUUGUGUGUAUUUUCAGGAUAUGCUUAAAAGUUGCAGUUUUCAGCUGGUUUUUCAUAUUUUUCGAAGAACUAAAAAGCGGAUAUGUUUUUGAAUGUGGUGAGCAACCUUAUUCAUGUUAUAAAAAUCUAUUUUCCGCCCAGAAACAAGGUGAAAAUGGGCAAAAACCAAAACUCAAUUCUAACUUUGGAGCUCCAGAAAAGUGCUCACAGGCAUUUGUGGCAAUUUUUGACUUCGGAUUCGUGAUCAGCAUGGUCGAUUUGGUUUAUUUUGAACGUUUCAUCAAAAGUUCAACACCUAACCCUAUGCACUUCCCUUGUAAAAUAAUUAAUUCAGACACUGUUGGUUCCAGUUUCUGAUCAAAGUCGUAGAAAUGCAUCAAAUGUUCAAUCAACAAAAGAUAUUGUUUUUGUUGAUCAUGACGAAGAAAUGCAAAAAAUAAUGAAACCAACUGAUUCAAAUAUGGAAACAGUUUGGAAAGCAGAUGCAACACCAGAAAGUAUGUUGGCUGUUCAAGCAUGGUUCAAAGUAUUAAUGGAAAAUACAUGCAUCAAUUUUCUUCGAAAUCCAACAAUAUUCGAUGAAAUGAAAAACAAGAAGUUUGAUGUUGCAAUUUUAGAACCAUUAUCAGUUUGUGGUAUGGGAUUUAUAAAUAAAUUGGGAAUUGACAAAUUUGUUCUAACAUCGUCUUGCACAUUUUUCGAAUUUUUAUUGCAAUAUAUUGGAGAAAUUGAAGACACAAGUUCGGUUCCAUCAUUUUAUUCAACACAUGGAGAACAAAUGACAUUACAUCAACGAUAUGAAAAUUAUAGAUGGAGUAGUGUAAGUUAUCCAUUUUAUGAUUAAAAAAUAACAUUAUUUUACAGUUCCUCCGUUCAACAAUUGAAGAAAUGUUCGAUGCAGAAGAAGCUGUUUAUAAAAAAUACCUAGGAAACGAAGUUACUUCCUGGAGAGAUUUACUUCCAACUGCUUCUUUAUACUUCACCAAUUCUAAUCCUUAUGUUGAUUUUCCUAGACCAGUUAUUCAAAAAACUGUUCCAAUUGGUGGAAUAAGUGUGAAUCUUGAUAAAAUACGAGCUGAAAAAUUAUCAGAAGAAUGGAAUUCGGUUUUGAAUCUUCGAGAAAAAACAUUGUUAAUUUCAUUUGGAAGUAUGGCAAAAUCAAAAGAAAUGCCAAUUGAAUGGAGAGAUAAUAUAUUGAAAGUUAUUCAAGCUUUUCCUGAAGUAACAUUUAUCUGGAAAUAUGAAUCAGAAGAUUUGGAAUGGGCUGGAAAAACAACAAAUAUACAUUUCGAUAAAUGGGUCCCUCAAAGAGCACUUCUUGGUAAGUAUUUAAACGAAUUGAGACGCUAAUAUGAAUGAGAUAUUUUCAGCUGACAGUCGUGUAACCGCUUUCCUGACUCAUGCAGGACUUGGAAGUAUAAAUGAAUUAGCGCAUUGUGGAAAACCAUCAUUAUUAGUACCACUUUUUGGAGAUCAAAAAAGAAAUGCAAAUAUGUUAGCACGACAUGAUGGAUCAAUUUUAUUCGAUAAAUUCGAGUUGGAUAAUUUCGAUAAAUUGAAACAAGCAGUCAAAUCGAUUUUAUACGAGGAUAUAUAUCGGAAAAAUGCAGAGAGGUUGGCCGAACUUAUAGAGAAUCAACCAAAUAAACCAAAAGAUCAAGUAAUCAAAAAUGUAGAAUUUGUGGCAAAAUACGGACCAUUUCCAAAAAUGGAUCCCUACAUCAGACACCUAAACUAUUUCCAAAAAACCCAUCUCGAUAUUUUCCUAGUUUAUUAUAUUUUACCAACAUUACCAAUUGUUUUCGUAGUGUCUUUCAUAGUGUUCAAAUGUUUAUUGUGA
Molecule: messenger RNA, 2359 nt
Organism: Caenorhabditis angaria
Lineage: Eukaryota; Metazoa; Nematoda; Chromadorea; Rhabditida; Rhabditidae
Source: the annotation of a GenBank genome assembly